AUGCGGGCCAAACGCAGCAAAAAGUAUCGGAAGAUCAUGUCUUCUUACCAGAUGACCUUCUCCUUUCACGAACCAUAUCAAGUCCUGCUCGACUCGCAUUUUCUGAAGGCUUGCCAUCAUUUCCACAUGCCGCUAAAAAAGUACCUGGACAAUACACUUCACGGAGAGUGCCGACUGUUUGUGACGAAAUGCACCCUGGCGAAAAUCAUGGGGGACUGGGAGAAGCAGAAACCGGGGGAGAAGGGAAAAGAAGGAGGCAAAACACUGAGAUGGCCAGGACGACCAGACUUCCUCCCUCCGCCCACAGAAAUCCCAUUGCGGUAUUGCAAGCAUAAAAACGACGAGGGCGAGGAGUUGGGAAUUGUCAGCGAAGGACGGUGUCUGCUGGACCUGCUGGCGGGCCAGACACACGGAAAUGAGCAAGCAAAGAAUAAGCAACAUUACAUCCUGGCCACGGCCGAUGCGGAUGAGAGGGAGGCAAAAUCCAAGGGAUUCUUGGACGUGCGAGAACGCGCAAGGUUGAUACCCGGUGUUCCGAUUGUGUAUGUCAAGCGAAGCGUCAUGAUUCUCGAGGAACUGAGUGGGGCGAGUGAAAAUGUCAGGCGGAAGGGCGAGAAAGAGAAACUCGCUCAGGGACUCUUGGGCGUAGGAGACAGGAAGAGGAAGAGGGGUGACGGCGAGGAGAAUGAGGACGAGUUGGACUUGGAAGGACAGACCAGUGGACCCGGCAUUCGAGGGUUGAAGAAACCCAAAGGCCCCAAUCCUUUGAGUGUCAAGAAGAAGAAGGUGAAGAACUCUGCUCAAACGGAGGAGGGUCACGCAGGUGCGGUAGCAUCAGGGCAAGAAUCACAGCUAAAGCGGAAACGACGGAGGAAACAUGUCGCGAAGACGGCAAAUGACAUGGGAGAUUCCGUUGGGCAGGAUAGCGCAGCGCCCACGACCGCCUCGGAAGCAGUGGGAUAG
Capronia epimyces CBS 606.96 is the source of this 963-nucleotide messenger RNA. RefSeq lists its product as uncharacterized. The coding region runs from base 1 to 963 and encodes 320 amino acids. The transcript has a single exon. Gene Ontology annotation, cellular component: nucleolus; small-subunit processome. Gene Ontology annotation, molecular function: small ribosomal subunit rRNA binding. The record is from RefSeq and is a predicted model, not a curated record. NCBI's taxonomy places the organism in Eukaryota, Fungi, Ascomycota, Eurotiomycetes, Chaetothyriales, Herpotrichiellaceae.